Molecule: messenger RNA, 987 nt
Organism: Geodia barretti
Lineage: Eukaryota; Metazoa; Porifera; Demospongiae; Tetractinellida; Geodiidae
Source: the annotation of a GenBank genome assembly
AUGAACACCACUUUGACUGCUGUGUCUGGCCUUGAAGUCGGGCAUUACACCGAUCUUGCCAACGCCACGGGCUGCACCGCCAUUAUCUGCCGCGCCGGCGCCUCGCCGGGCGUGGACGUGCGCGGCGGUUCUCCAGGAACCAGGGAAACCGACCUGUUGCAGCCCAUGCGCCGGGUUGACCGCGUCCACGCCAUUGUCCUGAGCGGGGGUAGCGCCUAUGGACUGGAUGCGGCGUCCGGCGUGAUGCGUUACCUGGAGGAGCAGGACAUUGGCGUACGGGUUGGUUCCGCGCUUGUGCCCAUCGUCUCUUCCGCCAUUCUAUUCGAUCUGAAUCUGAUUACCCAUAAAGUCAGGCCCGGGCCAGCCGAAGGGUAUGCCGCCGCCCAGGCUGCUAACACAGAACCGGUUCCCGAAGGCACUACGGGCGCAGGCACCGGGGCCACUGUGGGGAAAAUCCUGGGACCGGACCGGGCGGUUAAAGGGGGCAUCGGAAGUGCCGCCAUGACCCUGCCCGACGGGAAUACUGUGGCUGCCCUUAUCGCCGUAAAUGCCGUUGGCGAUGCGGUGGACCACCGCACCGGCCAGGUAGUUGCCGGCCCCCGGCGCGAGUCGGGCCCUGGAUUUCUCCCUGCUGUCGAAGUGCUGACUCGCGGGGAGGCCCAAGUGGAAGCCAGCGUGGCGCCGCCGAUGAGCAAUACAACGAUUGGAGUAGUUGCCACCGAUGCCACCCUGACCAAGGAGGAAGCCAACUGGCUGGCCCGAAUCAGUCAUGAUGGCCUGGCCCUGGCCAUCCGCCCGUGCCACACCAGCCGGGAUGGGGAUACUUUGUUUACGAUGGCCACCAACCAGCGCCACCCGCCCGGUGACCUGACUACCCUGGGUACGGCAGCGGUCGAGGUAACUGCCCAGGCGGUGCUGCGUGCCGUCCUGACCGCCACUGGACUGGGGGGAAUACCAGCAGUGAGUGAACUGAAUGGCGAAGGCUGA